AUGGGAUUCUUGGGUAGUGGUGGCUGUGGAUCGGUUCUGGAGAUGGAGCUCAUGGCUAUCUUCCACGGGUUGAGGGUGACUUGGGACAAGGGGUUCCGUCGAGUGCUUUGCUCGUCGGACUCUUUGCUUGCAGUGUCCUUGAUUCGGAACCCUCCUUCGAGUUUUCAUGUGCAUGCAGUGAUCAUUGCCUGCAUCCGUGCCAUGUUGAGUCGCCCGUGGAUGGUUCGCCUUGAACAUACUCUCCGGGAAGGGAACGCUUGUGUAGACUACAUGGCUAAAGCAGGAGCUUUGCAGGAUCAUCGUUUUGCUUUGGUUCAAGAGCCUCCGCCGGACUUGGUCUUGCUUCUGUUAGCCGAUGCGAGAGGCAUUUCGUUUAUUAGGCGCUAG
Lotus japonicus is the source of this 387-nucleotide messenger RNA. RefSeq lists its product as uncharacterized. The record is from RefSeq and is a predicted model, not a curated record. The transcript has a single exon. Gene Ontology annotation, molecular function: nucleic acid binding; RNA-DNA hybrid ribonuclease activity. Lineage: Eukaryota; Viridiplantae; Streptophyta; Magnoliopsida; Fabales; Fabaceae. The coding region runs from base 1 to 387 and encodes 128 amino acids.